AUGUGUGUAGUUCAUGCAGGGCACAAAUCCGAGGAAACUUCUCCGAUUUCAGUCUCUGAGUUUGGAGAUGAAAGUUUUGCUAUGGGUAGUUGGGAGCAGAAAGAAAUAAUAAGCCGUGAUGGACAAAUAACAGCCUUGGUUGCUGUCAUAGCUGAUUGGUUCCACUGCAAUCCUGAAGAUAUGCCCAUCAAGUCCCAACUUGAUUCUCUUAUCUAUAAGCAUUUUGACCUCGAGACAGUUCUCGAGGCUAAAGUGCGUCCACUCUCAGUAGUCUUAGAAAAAUCAUUCAUUGGGUUCUUUCAUCCCGAAGGAAUCGAAGAAGAGGAAGGAUUCCACUUCCUUCAUGGUUCCAUGUCUUUUGACAACAUAUGGGACGAGAUUUCUAAGUCCGCUCACGAAACUCCUCAUCAUGGCGACUCCUGUGUUAACAUUGUGAGUUGGAAUGACCACUUCUUUAUCCUCAAGUUUGAAAAAGACGCGUACUAUAUCAUUGACACACUUGGGGAGAGGCUUUUUAAGGGUUGUAAUCAGGCAUAUAUCCUCAAAUUCGACCAAGAUACAACAAUUAUGCAAGCACCUGAUAAAAUCGAUGUCAAAGAGGCUGCAGAUGAAAGCAAAAUUGUCAUGAGCACCAACAGCGACGACAGUAUGCAGGAAGACAGGGUACCUGAAAAGAACAUCAUUUAUAGAGGUAAAGAGGCAUGUAAAGAGUACAUUAAGAGUUUUUUGGCAGCAAUCCCUAUUAGGGAGUUACAAGUUGAUGUAAAGAAAGGAUUGAUGGCAUCGACACCCCUUCAUCAGCGCCUACAAAUCGAGUUCCACUACACAAUGAGCUUUGUUCCCAAGUUUGAGGAGUAA
Capsicum annuum is the source of this 858-nucleotide messenger RNA. RefSeq lists its product as uncharacterized. The record is from RefSeq and is a predicted model, not a curated record. The transcript has 3 exons. NCBI's taxonomy places the organism in Eukaryota, Viridiplantae, Streptophyta, Magnoliopsida, Solanales, Solanaceae. Bases 1 to 858 code for a protein of 285 amino acids.